This is a messenger RNA of Cynara cardunculus var. scolymus (artichoke), 1719 nucleotides long. Its product is annotated as histone-lysine N-methyltransferase, H3 lysine-79 specific-like. Lineage: Eukaryota; Viridiplantae; Streptophyta; Magnoliopsida; Asterales; Asteraceae. The record is from RefSeq and is a predicted model, not a curated record. Bases 1 to 1719 code for a protein of 572 amino acids. The transcript is spliced from 5 exons.
AUGGCUCGUUUGAAAGCAGAGGAGGAGAGAGUUGAACGAGCCAGACUUGAAGAAAUGGCUCGUUUGAAAGCAGAGGAGGAGAGAGUUGAGAGAGCAAGGCAAGCAGAGAUUGUUCAUCUCAAGGAAGAAGAGAGAAUCAGAGCAGAGGAAGAAGCCAAUCAAGGCUUGGAGCACUUCUCUAGCUCUGACGAAGAAGAAAACCAGGAACAUUUUGAUGAUGUUACUGGGUCCAAUACAUCAAGUGACGAGAGUGAGGAGGGUGAAGACGCAGAAGAAGAAGCAGAAGAGGGAGAAGGUGCAACAGUUGCUCUGCCUAAGGGUAAGCCAGAGCAGCCAGGGGUAAAUAAGCACAUCCGUUUCGACAGCCCAACUCCCAGUGCAAAUGAAUCAUCUGACGCCGGUGGUCGAGACACCGAAGUCAUUGAAACAGAGAUUGUGUAUGGGAUAUUCUUUGACCUGCCCCUCAACUACUCUUUGAUACUUUACACGGAGUUCAAGGCUGUAGUUGUGAAAAAGUCCCAUGAGCACAUGAUCAACGUCUCAGGCCUUCCUGUGCAGAAGGUUAACGUACUUUCUGCAUACAAACCCAUUGUACAUAAGGAUUGCUAUUCAGCUGAGAAGCCCAUUCUAAUGAAACUGAUGACCUACAUGAAGACACAUGAGAGUGAAGAGGCAGAAAGGCCAGUAGAGCAAGUGAGAAUUGAGAGUGAGAAGGAGCAGAAGAGGAAGAGGGAAAAGGCUAAACAAAUGAGGGAUAGGGAGGAAAAGAAAAUGAGAGAGAUGGAAGAAAGAGAGAGGCAGGAGCGAGAGGAGCGAGCAAGAAAGGAGGAGGAAAUGAGAAGAUUGGAAGAUGAAGCUAUGCAUGAAACAAAACUGUCUUCAAGUUCUGAUGUAGAGGAAUCCGAGGAAGAGCAAGAGCAUAGAGAUGCUGGAAGCUCUUCCUCAUCCGAUAGUGAAGAGAAUGAUGAGGGAGAAGGUGUAGCAGCUGCUCUACCUCAAGGCGAGCUAGAGCAGCCUAGGGUAAAUAGGCACAUACGAUUCAAUACCCCAACUCCCAGUGCAAACACAUCAUCUGAUUUCGGUGAUCGAGAGACGAAGGAAUUGACGGUGCAAAAUGCAAAGGCCCUGCAAAAUGUCAUAGCAUCCAUGAAGAAGGAUGAAGUUUCUACUUCUCAUGACUCCCAGGCGAUGAUCCCUCUCAACGUAACUAUCGAUUAUGUCACUCAAAACGCAAUAAAUGCUCUGGGUGACAGACUUCUACAGAAGGUGGCAUCUUUUAGUUCUGAGUUCAACAGCAAAGCCACAGAAGUAGCAGAGUCAAUAACGAGUUCUCUAGUUGGCUUCAACUACUGCUAUGACUUUGAGAUUCGACGAGUUGGAGACGCAGUAGAAGAUCUACUUAAAAUGUAUGAGGCGAAACUCAUGUCCAUGCCUCAUGCACAGGAGCAGAGACAAAAAAAAAUGGAUGCCACUUUGUGUGCAGAGGCGUCCAAAAGAAGAAGACUUGACGAUGAAGAGGACCCAGACCUGUUUGAUCCUCAAAAUCGUCAAGAGGGGGAGAGGCAUUCAACAGCUGCUCCAAGUACCCUUCCUAGGGCUGCCACCUCUGCCUCUGUUCUACGCCAACAAGCGCCAGCAUCAUCAAGGCAGAGAUCUCAAGAUGCGCAAGCACAUGCAGACGCAAUAAGGAAAGGGAAGUUGCCCGCGGCACUCUCGUAG